AUGAAUAGCGUCCUCAGUGUGUUAUCUGUAACGGGUAACUCUCUGGUUCUUCUUGCCAUCAACAAGACCCGAUCUCUACGCAAUCCAUCGUACUGUGUUCUCUUCAGUCUCGCUGUUGUUGAUUUUUGUGUUGGUCUCUUCGCUCUUCCAUCGUUUGUUGUUUUCAAGGCAUAUGAAUUAAAACUCUCAUCAGCAGAAUCUUUGGAAGACAAGAAGUACUACUUCGAAGUGUACUGUGCCUUUGGACUCAUUGCAGAUGGUUUUGGACUGAUGUUAUCUUUAGUCUCCGGCACUUUACUUGGUGUAGUCUCGGUAGAAAAAUACCUUGCUAUAGUUCUACACCUCAGAUAUGCUGAAGUUGUCACCAACGAGAGAGUUAUCAAGGUAGUCAUUGGUAUUUGGAUUUUUGCUCUAAGCCUUACCGUUUGGCUUUUUGCAGCUCAGAAACGUCAUCUAAAUUAUAUCACAAUAGUCACUGUCGCCAGCUUCUUUUUAGUGUUAUUCCUUGUGAUAUUCUGCAACGUAAAAAUAGCUCUGAUCCUGAGAAAACACAAAAAACAAAUCGCUGACGCGACUAAAAGCACCACCAUACAAAUGGAAAGCACCCGAGAUGCAACUAGCAUCAAAAGGUAUAAAAAGUCUGUUUCAUCGAUGGCAUACGUUAUGAUACUGUACCUCCUAUGCUUCGUCCCACAUGGUAUAACGAUGUUGAUCAAGAUUAGUAAAGAGGACUACGAUUUUGAUUCUAUUAUAGGAACUAUCAACAUAACCAUACCUCUCGUGUUUUUGAAUUCUUCUUUAAAUCCUUUGCUUUAUUGCUGGCGUUUCAGAGACAUUAGAAGUGCUGUAGUGAGGAUUAUCAAGAAAGUGUUUCGCGCAAGUCCUGAGGGCAGUUAAAAAGUCGUUUAGUUUGUAGAAUACUGUUGGUGUUUCGGCUAUAAAGUUCUAAUGCGAGACUCCGAUUCGACUGAUCUGCUUGUUAGCCGUGUUAUGACUACAUCAUCCUAUUAGGCCUCGAGAGGUUGUUUCAGGGUUCAAUGAAGUUGGUAAUCCUAGCAUCUUUUUCUUGCAAGAGCGAGACAUCUUAAAAGCCAAAUAAACUAAAGUCUUGAACAAAAUAAACAGACAGUCAAACAAACAAGUAAACUAAUCAACAAGAAAACAAACAAACAAGCAAACAAACUGCUUGAUGUCGUACUAGUAUAAGCUAACGUUUCUAGAUUUCAAGAUUUAGCGCCAUUUAUGAGCUCCCGAAAAUGGCGCUAUAUGAAUGCCAAUUUAUUAUUCUUUAAUAUUAUUAUAUUUUGGUGUGUGAACGCAAGCGACAAGAAUAACGCAUGAAAACGAGAAUAACACUUGAACUGAAUGAAAUAAAA
Messenger RNA from Actinia tenebrosa (Australian red waratah sea anemone), 1376 nucleotides. RefSeq names its product trace amine-associated receptor 9-like. The record is from RefSeq and is a predicted model, not a curated record. Gene Ontology annotation, biological process: G protein-coupled receptor signaling pathway. Lineage: Eukaryota; Metazoa; Cnidaria; Anthozoa; Actiniaria; Actiniidae. Gene Ontology annotation, cellular component: membrane. Gene Ontology annotation, molecular function: G protein-coupled receptor activity.